This is a messenger RNA of Perkinsus marinus ATCC 50983, 735 nucleotides long. RefSeq names its product 40S ribosomal protein S3, putative. Gene Ontology annotation, biological process: translation. Gene Ontology annotation, molecular function: structural constituent of ribosome; RNA binding. NCBI's taxonomy places the organism in Eukaryota, Perkinsozoa, Perkinsida, Perkinsidae. The transcript has 2 exons. The record is from RefSeq and is a predicted model, not a curated record. The coding region runs from base 1 to 735 and encodes 244 amino acids. Gene Ontology annotation, cellular component: cytosolic small ribosomal subunit; nucleus.
AUGAAGAGCAAUGGCAAAGUAAUAAUGGGCAGGAAGUUGGAUGAUGAAGUUGCUACUAUUAUUCCAAGUGAUAUCAUUAAGGUACUCUUCUGUCAUCAUGGUCAUUAUGAUCCUAACUUGCAUGAUUAUGGUAUUAGAAAGGUCCUUGGUGAGAAGGGUCGUAGGAUUAGAGAGCUCACUGCUCUUGUUGAGAGACGUUUCGAUUUCCCUGAGAACUCCGUCGAGCUCUUUGCUGAGCGUGUCGAUAAUCGUGCUCUCUGUGCCCAGGCUCAAGCUGAAUCACUUCGUUACAAGCUAUUGGGUGGUCUUCCUGUUCGUAGGGCUGCUUAUGGUGUAUUAAGGUUUGUUAUGGAGAAUGGUGCUAAGGGUGUUGAGGUUACUGUAUCUGGUAAACUACGUGCCCAACGUGCUAAGGUUAUGAAGUUUGCUGAUGGUUAUCUCCUAUCUACUGGUACUCCUAAGGAGAUGUAUGUUGAUCAAGCUAUUCGUAAUGUCGAUAUGCGUCAGGGUAUUCUUGGUAUCAGAGUUAAGAUUAUGAUGGCUUAUGAUCCUGAGGGUAAGAGUGGUCCCAAGACUCGUCUACCUGAUGAUAUCACCAUUCACGAGCCUAAGGAGGAUACCGUCUUCCCUAUCGAGGCUACUACCACCGAGGAGGAAGCGCCAGUGGCAGCUCCUGAGACCGCUGUAGCUCAGGAGCAGCAACAGCCUGCUGCUGCUGUGGAGAUCACCGCUUAA